CCUACCCUGUACCAAAAUGGAGCGUGGUUUGUUAUUGGGAAACAGACUGUUCAUGAUUUUGUUCUUAUUUGUAAGAAGAAGUUUAUUGAGUUUUUUAUCAGACAAAGAACCCAACCUCAGCAGAUCUCUGUGGAUGACACAAGUGAGGCGGCAGUUCAGGUUCGUGAGUUUCUGGAGGCAACAUUGCAAUCUUUGUCACGUGAUCUCUAUAAAGGUGGAUUGCAGUAUCAUAUUCGGGUCGCCUGUCCGUAUUGUCAGCGGGAAAAAUGCUCAAGCCAUAAUCAAAUUGCAUGUUCUCAUGAAGAUUGUCUUCACCUCCUUGAGGUAAGACAAGGCGUUCAUCUGAUUUGCAAAAAGAAACCUACACAUGAACUACUCACAGUCACAGGAAUGCAAAAAUGGUUCUCACAGCUUCCAAGCAAGGUAGGUAGCACUGAAAUUCCAUCUCUAUCAGUGCUGUUAGCAUGUUACAUGUAAAUGGAAAGUUAUAUUGCUACUAAAUUAAUAUUAUGUCACUGAAAGGCUAGUCAUCUAGGCCGCCCCACAUGUCCUUCAUAGUCCUUACCAGCAAUUGCGUUCUGGACUUCUAUACUUAAAAAAGCUUCAACAAAGUUUGUGUGUCAUUAUUAGAUUAUAAUAAUGUACUACGUAGGCCUUCAUUUAUUCUACCAAGACUCUCGCUGGGUAAAAAGAAGCAAACAAUAGUACUGAAAAUCAAGUAAUUUGAUAAGGCCAGUUGGCUAGCAUAUAUGACUCAAAGUUCUAUUCAAUUUUUUUUAGCUCUUUGCCCCGACAAAUGGCUAGCCUUAAAUACCUACUGCAGGUGCAUAACAGUGUGCAUUCAUAAACGUUUCUCAAGCUUUUUUUUUGGGGGGGGGGGAUUUGUGUGCACAGUUCAGAGGGGGGCACUGAAGGGUACCCAAUACCGCAAUACCGUAUGAAAAAUUGGCAAAUACCGAAAUACCGUGUCGAAAAUGGACGAAAUACCGAUACCGCAUUUAUCAUCGGUGACCCUUACUUAUAACGUUGUAUCCAUCUCGCGUGUUUUUUUUUUUAUCUCAAGCAUUUAUACACCAGAAAUCAACCUCAGCCUUCGCGAGAAAACAUGACAAGAUCUCGAAUUGAUCGAUACAACGAUCGAAAAGUCAGGUCAUUGGAUGUCCUACCACAUCAUAGAGUAACUGUUAGAAAUUGUGUAUUCAUUUACCGUUAAGUAUAAAGUCUUCCAAAUAUUGACCUACAUUACACAGAAGAGGCCGAAUACCGUUAGCCAGAAGGAUGAAAUACCGCAGGGCUGGGUGAUACCGCAAUACCGCACGUUAAAAUCAAAAUUACCGAAAUACCGCUUGAAAAAAAUCUCAAUAUCGCAAUACCGUAAACCCCCAUGUCCCCCUCAGUUCAGAAAAGAUCAUCCUUUCAGUGUUUGUUUUGCUGUUGAUGAUGUCAUGUUUUGCAAAGAAACCCCAGAUGUAGAUUUUCUACCUUGAAAUAUGCAAUUUUGGUUUCUAUAUAGGACGUGUGUACUUCUUCUUCAUCAUCAUCUCAUGCUGCACAAGGUCAUUCAGAGGGUUUAAUAUUGAAAGUUACCCUCCUGGCGAACGAAUGGGGGUCGUCUAAGGGUGGUUUGUCAACAAUAAACAGGACUCUUGCCAUACAUUUGGCAAAAGACCCACACGUAGAAGUCACUAUCCUUGUACCUGAAUUUCAGUGUGGAGAAAAAGAAAAGAGAACGGCCAAAAGUCACAACAUUUCCAUCAGGGAAGCAGAGCGUCUUCCUGGCUUCAGUGAUCCUCUUGACUGGUUGAUCGUUCCACCAGAAGACCUAGACAUUCAGGUUGUAAUCGGCCAUGAAACAAAGCUUGGUAGACAAUCGCAAAUUAUCAGAAAGUCUCAUCGAUGCAAGUGGGUGCAGGUUGUUCACACUGAGCCUGAAGAACUGGCGAUGCAUAAGAAUUAUCCAAGCGCCAUUGCCAAGGGAGAGGGGAAGAACAGAGCUGAAGUUGACCUUUGUCAAAUUGCAGAUCUCGUUGUUGCCGUUGGACCCAAGUUGAAAGAAGCGUUCUCGUGCAAGUUGCGCUCAUCUCAUCGAGAUAUCUUUCAGUUAAUACCAGGUUCCUUUGCAGAGUUUUCAGAUAUUGAACAUGCUGCGCAAGAUGGUGUAAAUUUCCGAGUAUUGACCUUUGGUCGCGGUGAUUUGGAAGACUUUAGUCUAAAAGGAUACGAUAUUGCCGCUCACUCCAUAGUUGAAUUGAAGGACAGUUCCUAUAGUCUUCUUUUCGUUGGUGCAUCCCAGGGAAGGCAGGAUGAAGUCGCAGAAAUCUUACUCCAGACUGGCAUUUCAAAGAACCAGCUGAUUGUUAGAUCAUUUGUAAAAGACAAGCAAAGAUUGAGAGAGUUGUUUUGUGAAGUCGACCUGGCCAUUAUGCCAUCAAGAACUGAGGGGUUUGGUUUGACAGCAUUGGAGGCCAUGUCAGCUGGUCUUCCCAUUUUGGUAAGUGGAAACUCUGGAAUUGGAAAAGCACUGCGUGGUCUUCCAAUGGGUGAGUCAUUUGUGAUCGACUCUGAUGACCCCAAGGAAUGGGCAAAGGCAAUUGCAGCCAUCCGUCAAAACUCAAGGACACAGCGGCUUGAGGAAAUCCAAAGACUGCGAAGAACUUAUGAUGAAAGAUUCAGUUGGGAGGGACAGUGCCAGGCCCUUGUUGCCAGGAUGUGGAGGAUGGUCUAUGGUAAGAAAUCAAAUUUACCGAUAGGAAAGUAA
This is a messenger RNA of Porites evermanni, 2758 nucleotides long. The record is from the annotation of a GenBank genome assembly. NCBI's taxonomy places the organism in Eukaryota, Metazoa, Cnidaria, Anthozoa, Scleractinia, Poritidae.